Messenger RNA from Suncus etruscus (white-toothed pygmy shrew), 1377 nucleotides. RefSeq lists its product as uncharacterized. The record is from RefSeq and is a predicted model, not a curated record. Gene Ontology annotation, molecular function: protein heterodimerization activity; DNA binding; structural constituent of chromatin. Lineage: Eukaryota; Metazoa; Chordata; Mammalia; Eulipotyphla; Soricidae. The coding region runs from base 1 to 1377 and encodes 458 amino acids. Gene Ontology annotation, cellular component: nucleosome. The transcript is spliced from 6 exons.
AUGGCUCGUACCAAGCAGACCGCCCGCAAGUCGACCGGCGGGAAGGCUCCCCGCAAGCAGCUGGCCACCAAGGCGGCCCGCAAGAGCGCGCCGGCCACGGGCGGCGUGAAGAAGCCGCACCGCUACCGGCCCGGCACCGUGGCGCUGCGCGAGAUCCGCCGCUACCAGAAGUCGACCGAGCUGCUGAUCCGCAAGCUGCCCUUCCAGCGCCUGGUGCGCGAGAUCGCGCAGGACUUCAAGACCGACCUGCGCUUCCAGAGCUCGGCCGUCAUGGCGCUGCAGGAGGCGUGCGAGGCCUACCUCGUGGGGCUCUUCGAGGACACCAACCUGUGCGCCAUCCACGCCAAGCGCGUCACCAUCAUGCCCAAGGACAUCCAGCUGGCCCGCCGCAUCCGCGGGGAGAGGCUCAGCCAGGACUUGUGGAUUGAACUGAAGCACCAACCUCUCCAGCAGACGGCAGAAGACGAUUGUAGACUACGUACCUUGGAUUUGAUGCAUGCGAUUAACUCGAUUUUGCACCUGCAAGCUGCCUACGUGCUGUUUUGCUACAAGGCCCCUGAGCCAGCAGGAAAAAAGCAGCCACAAAACACACAGCAGCAAGAUUUACUUGGAGCUGGUGUACUUGGUGACGGCCUUGGUGCCCUCGGACACGGCGUGCUUGGCCAGCUCGCCGGGCAGCAGCAGGCGCACGGCCGUCUGGAUCUCGCGGGACGUGAUGGUGGAGCGCUUGUUGUAGUGCGCCAGGCGCGACGCCUCGCCCGCGAUGCGCUCGAAGAUGUCGUUGACGAACGAGUUCAUGAUGCCCAUGGCCUUGGACGAGAUGCCCGUCUCUCCUUGCGGCUGCGCUUGCGCUUCUUGCCGUCCUUCUUCUGCGCCUUGGUCACCGCCUUCUUCGAGCCCUUCUUCGGGGCGGGAGCGGACUUCGCUGGCUCAGGCAUGACGCACAAUUACCUCCCAGCAACAGCCAUGGCUCGUACCAAGCAGACCGCUCGCAAGUCCACUGGCGGGAAGGCUCCCCGCAAGCAGCUGGCCACCAAGGCGGCCCGCAAGAGCGCGCCGGCCACGGGCGGCGUGAAGAAGCCGCACCGCUACCGGCCCGGCACCGUGGCGCUGCGCGAGAUCCGCCGCUACCAGAAGUCGACCGAGCUGCUGAUCCGCAAGCUGCCCUUCCAGCGCCUGGUGCGCGAGAUCGCGCAGGACUUCAAGACCGACCUGCGCUUCCAGAGCUCGGCCGUCAUGGCGCUGCAGGAGGCGUGCGAGGCCUACCUCGUGGGGCUCUUCGAGGACACCAACCUGUGCGCCAUUCACGCCAAGCGCGUCACUAUCAUGCCCAAGGACAUCCAGUUGGCCCGGCGCAUCCGCGGGGAGCGCGCCUAG